AUGACACUGCUAGCCCGUCUCCUAGCGCGGGCGACGCUUGUCGGCAGCGCCACUGCAGUGCUUCAGCAGGCUGUGGCUGGCGCCCCGUAUGUGUAUACAAGCUGGACGCAGUUCCCGACCUGCGCGCAGACCUGCUACAGCACCGCGCUCCUCCAGGCUUUCGGGUGCUGCGGCUCCAUCCUCUCCGGCGGCGGGAAUGGAGACCCUUCACCUUCCUAUGCAUCUGCUUCGGUCUCUGACACUGUCACUGCCACGACCACCGCCACGACGAAUGACAAUAAUGUGGGUAUUAUCGACGACGACUCCCCCUCCGCCGUGCUCCGGCGAUGUAUCUGCACAGACUGCUCGUACCGCACAGCCUUAGCAGCCUGCUUGAGCGGGUCUUGCACGACAGCAGAGGCCUCGGUCGACGACAUUUUGGGUCUGAAUGAUCGCGUGUUCUGCAACGCCAGCGUGGACGCCACCGUGCAGAUGUGGGAUCGCAAUUUGAUCUGGGUGGUUGUGGUUGGUGCGCAGGGCGAUGAGUCGUCAUCGUCAUCGUCGUCAGGAACUCCACGGGAAAUGGUUUGGACUUGUGCGACGGGGACUUCAAGUGUUACUGAGACGCCCACUGCAGUCACCAGCAGUAGUAGCAGUAGCAGUAGCGCCUCCUCAAUGUCUCAGGUUUGUUUCCCCUCUUUGCUCUGCGUCCCUCUCAAUCAGAUUGAGUUUACCAUGCUGAUGGGGAGAGAAUAG
Molecule: messenger RNA, 735 nt
Organism: Fonsecaea monophora
Lineage: Eukaryota; Fungi; Ascomycota; Eurotiomycetes; Chaetothyriales; Herpotrichiellaceae
Exons: 1
Coding region: 1-735 (244 amino acids)
Source: RefSeq, a predicted model, not a curated record